This is a messenger RNA of Abrus precatorius (Indian licorice), 1457 nucleotides long. Its product is annotated as E3 ubiquitin-protein ligase RGLG2-like. The record is from RefSeq and is a predicted model, not a curated record. Lineage: Eukaryota; Viridiplantae; Streptophyta; Magnoliopsida; Fabales; Fabaceae. The coding region runs from base 1 to 1287 and encodes 428 amino acids. The transcript is spliced from 11 exons.
AUGGGUGGAUCAAUUUCAAAAAGGAGGAGUUCAAGGCAACGUUCAUCCUCGAGGUUUUUUCCGCAGUAUCAAUCACCUUAUUUGCCACAAAGCCAAGAUCAUGGGUCUGUGAGUCAUUAUGGGCAUUCAUCUCAAGGCUAUGGUGGUGGUCAUGCUCCAGAGCAAGGAAAAGGGUCAGAUAGGAAGUUUUCAAGGAUAGGUGAUAAUUAUAAUAGCUUGGACCAGGUAACUGACGCUCUUGCAAGUGCUGGCCUAGAGUCUUCCAAUCUCAUUGUUGGUAUUGAUUUUACAAAGAGCAAUGAGUGGACAGGUGGAAGGUCAUUUCAAAGGAGAUGUCUGCAUCAUAUUGGUCAUGAACAAAAUCCAUAUGAACAAGCUAUAUCUAUCAUUGGCAAAACAUUAUCUUCCUUUGAUGAGGAUAACUUAAUUCCCUGUUUUGGUUUUGGAGACGCUUCAACACAUGACCAGGAAGUAUUUAGUUUCUAUUCUGAUGAGAGAUUUUGUCAAGGAUUUGAAGAAGUGUUGGCACGGUACAGAGAAUUGGUCCCUCAAUUAAAGCUUGCAGGACCAACAUCAUUUGCCCCAGUCAUUGAGAUGGCAAUCACCAUAGUGGAGCAAAGUGGAGGCCAAUACCAUGUCUUACUGAUUAUAGCAGAUGGGCAGGUGACAAGGAGUGUUGACACCGCAAACGGGCAGUUGAGUGCUCAAGAAAAGAAUACUGUAGAAGCUAUUGUGAAAGCUAGUGAAUAUCCCUUGUCAAUAAUAUUAGUUGGAGUUGGAGAUGGGCCGUGGGAUAUGAUGAAAGAAUUUGAUGAUAACAUCCCUGCCCGUGUAUUUGAUAAUUUCCAGUUUGUGAAUUUCACAGAAAUAAUGUCAAAGAACAUGGAUCGAUCCAGAAAGGAAGCAGAGUUUGCACUUGCUGCCUUGAUGGAGAUACCCUCCCAAUAUAAGGCAACUCUUGAGCUUAAUCUAUUGGGUGCUCAUAGAGGGAAAGCUAUAGACAGGAUUCCUCUACCACCACCCCUUUAUGGUGCAGCACCUUUCAACUCCCCAAAAACUUCACGUCAAAACAGUUUUCGUCCCAGUGCACCAUCUCACAGACAUGAUGUUAGCGCAAAUCCUCCAGCAACUUCUGCUUCUGAUAAUCAGUUUUGUCCCAUUUGCCUCUCCAAUCCUAAGGAUAUGGCCUUUGGUUGCGGGCAUCAGACAUGCUGUGAAUGUGGACAAGAUCUUGAGUUGUGCCCCAUUUGCAGAAGUACCAUUGAUACUAGAAUAAAGCUUUAUUAGAAGAUAUCACUGAAAACUUGUUCAUGGGUUUUCAUGUUGAGGUAUGAAACUGGGUUUUAUGCAAAUUUCUUGGUGAUGAGGGAGGGCAGGUGGAAAAGGCUCCUCAUUGUAAAUACUUUUGGUAUUUCAUAUAUUCAAGUCAAUGCUUUGAGCGCAUUUUAUGCUAGAAU